UGACGUGGCGGGGGUGGCGGGGUGGUUGCCCUGGAAAGGCGCCUCUUCCCGACCUGCUCCCCUUCGGGUCCUCCCUGCUCCAGAAUAACAGACUUGGAAGAGACCUUGGAGGUCUUCUAGUCCAGCCCCUACCCAAAGCAGGAGCCCUAAUACUAUCUCAGUCUAAUGGUUCUCCAGUCUCUUCUUAAAACUCUGCAAUGAUGGAGCAGCCACAACUUCUGGAGGUGUUAAUCCUCUAAGAAAAAAAAGGGGGAGGGGAGUUUGCCUCAGAGAGCAAUUUUCCAGGCAAAACCGAGGCUAGAAAUCACAGAAUGGAAAUUCCAGCAAGCAAAAGUUGCCCUUUGCAGAGCAACAGAGAUUCCGAUAGGUCUUUCCAAGCGUCUCCUGGUGAUGAGCAGAAGCUUGCAACCUCAGAUAUGUGCAGCUUUAGAACAGUUGGCAGUUCCCCUCUGAGUCGGACACAUUGGGGAGAACAAAUGUCAGGAGUCCCAAAUUCACACAAUUAUUCCCCGAGCAGGAAAGGAACAUCUGAACCACCUUCUCGCAGGGAAAGAGAAUCUUGGAAUCCAGACCAAAAUAUGUCUGUGGGCAAACACGGGUCCAGAGAGAGGCCCCCUCCCUGCCUCUGCUGGGGCGAAUUAAAGACAGAAAACCCAGCCACGAAUAAUGGGAGCAAGGCUGCCCAAGAUUGUAACCAAGGCACUGAAAAACUGGAGGACUUGGAUGCUGAAAGUGGCACCCCUAGGGGAGAGGAGACCUCCAGCAACAAAAAGUCAUAUUACAGUAAUGAUAAUUGUAAGUCCCUGCGUUCAGACAGGAUGACCGACAGUCCCAUGGAGGAGGAAGACUCCGCUCUGCUUGCCAUGUUCCAUGCUGUGGCCAACAGCCGCUUGGCAGUCCGGAGCCAGCAGAAGGAUGAACCAGAUUUUACACCAGCCCAGAAAUUGGACAUUUUACGGGAUUUAUACCACACCAAGCCUCUGGUCUUCCUGGAGCGCUUCCGAACGGUCCUGCGCGAAGAACACUUGCCCUGUUUCCGCCAUCUCUCUGGCAAUUAUGAGGCUGAUUUUUACUGUGCUGAGAUCCGCAAAGCAAACCGGGGCAAAACUCUGCACACUAGGAUGAGGAACAAGCGUUACGCAGCUCUGCAACAACUCAUCAGAGGUGGGGAAUAUUUCAGCGAUGAGCAGAUGAGGGGCCGUGACCCCCUCCUUUACGAGCAAUACAUCGGACAGUAUCUGAGCGAUGAGGAGCUGCAGGAGCUUGGCCAGUGUAAGCUGGAGGCUUCCUGCUCCCUCUCCGGCGUCCUCCUAGACUCCUACCAGGAGCACGUGAUCCAGCAGCGGCUGCUGAUCCAGCAGGAGCUGGAAGACGCCUGCCAAGAGGAGGAGGAGGAAGACAGUGACCAGGAGAGCGAAGACCAAGCUUUGAAUCCUGACGCAGACGAGUGGGUCCCCGAUGCAGAGGAGAAGGCUUUCCUGAGGGAAGAGUUCACCAGCCGGAUGUACCAGCACUUCCUGGAAGGGAAGGAUCUGGACUUCGACUACAGUGAAGUAGACGAGAACCCGGAGUUUGAUAACCUCGACAUUGUCUCGAGAGACGAGGAAGAACGUUAUUUUGACGGGGAGGAACCUGAAGUCGCUGACUCUAUGGAAACGGAAGAGACGGAACGAAGACCGUAGUUCCUUGGGGGGGGGGAGGAGGCGAAGGCACCUGGGCGCUCUGCUCCUGGCAAGAGGGCAGGGAAAGGUACAUUUGUGGUGCCCCAUCGUAGGUUUUAUUUCCCUUGGUUGAAUUGGGUGGAAAAAUCAGCUUCACCUUCACAGCGAUGGACCCCGAACUCGUUGCCGAGAGACGUUUGGGAGGCCCACGCACAUUUUGUGCCCUCGCCAGUGGGGAGAUUCCCACGUUGCUUCCUAAAUUCUUCGGAGUGCCCAGUAGGAAAAGAUUGGGGAGAACAGGAAGAUCAGAGAAUGCCAGUCUGGGUUUGACCUGCCCCAUCCCUUUAUUUGGACACGCUCGUUGUGGAGAUUACAGACACGUUCCUUUCCCGGGUCUGCAUUUUCCCCUUGACUUGUAAGUCGGUGUUUUUUUUUCAACCUUGGCAACAUUCAGAGGGGUGGACUUCCCCCAUGCUGACUGAGGAACUCUGGGAGUUGAAGUCCACCUCUCUUAAAAUUGCCAAGAUUGAGAAACACUAUUUUAACUAAUCAGUCUCCAUUAGAGACAUUGCUGGCCUCUAGCUUGCACGCGCCCCAAAACAAACACCCCUGUCAGUGUUCUGCUACUCGGGGGGCCAUUGGGAUACCAAGUGUGUGUUUUCCAGCAUUUGGAAGUGAACAAUAAAAUCAUUUAAAGUAG
Molecule: messenger RNA, 2361 nt
Organism: Crotalus tigris (Tiger rattlesnake)
Lineage: Eukaryota; Metazoa; Chordata; Lepidosauria; Squamata; Viperidae
Gene: CCDC97
Product: coiled-coil domain containing 97
Exons: 5
Coding region: 312-1682 (456 amino acids)
Source: RefSeq, a predicted model, not a curated record